Molecule: messenger RNA, 3015 nt
Organism: Mycena citricolor
Lineage: Eukaryota; Fungi; Basidiomycota; Agaricomycetes; Agaricales; Mycenaceae
Source: the annotation of a GenBank genome assembly
GAUCAAUCAGCUCAUCGCCUCCUCUCAUCUUCGUUCCUAGUCCCCACCAUUCUCCCGGUCCUUCUGUUCCUUUCUCGGACGCCCACCGCCGAAAGACAAUAGCGCGUAGACGCGCAAUUUUAAAUGACUUCGCGCACCGUGGAACAGGCCUCUUCUUCUCAGCCCACCACCUUCAAUUCCACGGAAAUGCCCCGCUACAGGUCUGGUGCAUCGCGGUCUUCAUCUCCCCCUUCGAAGGCUUCCCACCCCAUCUCGACCGCGUCGCUGUUCACUGCACGGGCUUUCCCUCCGCCUUCGCUGGCUGGAGUGCCUGCCGAAUACAUCGCCCGGCAGCUGCGCGCCCUUGCGCCGCAGUAUUGGAAUAACACUGAAAGCGCUGAUUGCACCAUUGGUAUGCUCUCCUCGCCGUCGCGGUCUAUCAGUGUAGACUGAGCUUCGAAUGUAGUUAUUCCUGUUCCCCAUGCGCCUGGGAGGAUGGGCUCCCCUGAUCUGCCGAUCUUCUCUAUGUCCAGUGACCCGACGCUCGGGCGACGGGCAACGGAGCCGGCACUGAACGCUGUUCCCCGCAUAUCUCUGAAGGUCAGUUCGAUAGUUACCUCCUGCAAGUGUCGGUAGUAACAAAUGCGCUACACAGCUGCAUGUCGACUUUCUCUGUGCCCAUUCGACUUUCCUGCGAGGCUUGUUCAGUGGUUCCUCGUCCCUCGACCUCAUCGCCUCAUCCUGUCUGUCCGAAUCACCAGCGGCAUCACGCCCCAACGCGCGCGGCAAGUUCUCCGUGCCUGAAAACCGCCGGCCCCGCCUCAUGCCAUGCUCGCCCGACCAUCCGAUCCUGCUCCUCCCCGUGCCCGAUCCGACUAGCAUCCACCUCAUCGUGCACUGGAUGUACUUCGGGAACACUGUCCCUAUCGCCGAGGCGCUGAAGACCGGCUCGGUCGAGUGGGAGGGCCUCGCACGCAACGCCGAGUAUCUCGGCUUGCCUUCUGACAUCAAGGUGUUCCUGGGGAGGUGGUUCCAGAACUGGCUGAGGAUGCGGGCCAGUCGAAUUGACGAAGAGGGGGAGGAAGAUGGCUCUGACUCGGAGGACGGCGAUGAUGUCGACGCCGUGUACUACUCUGGUGACGAUUCCAGUGUUAAAGUUGAGCUCCGCACCAUGGAGGACACAGACUCGAAGCGAGGUCGUCCGCGGCCUCUGUCUAUUGGUUCGGCGCACAGCGUCUAGACUGCAUACAUCCAUGGCACAUUCCACACUCGCAUUGCGUUCGCAGCUCCGAAGUGCCGCGCGCUCUGUACACACAAUAAACAACACGCUCACUGUCGUGGUCAUUCGACUUAUCAUUAUCCAUUAUCGACGCGCCUCGAUCGAGCGCACCCCACUGUCCCUCGGAUUCGACUUCGAACUUUGCUCACUGCCAUUGGAAUCUGCUUUAAGCCAGAGUCCGUUUACUUAUUCGCGUAGCCAUGUAAUACCACCCUUCGUCUUUACCGGCGCUAACCCUAUGAUACAACUAGUAUAACCCUGAAAACAAUUCAACCAAGGAAACGUAGAUAUGAGAAUUUGCUUAUGUGAUGGGACAUCAUUCACGAGGCUCACUCUCUUUCCAUCUCUACCCGCUAUCCAGCAAGUAUACACUUCGCUUCUGACCCCAAUGAAGAUAUUUAACGCCGCUCAGCAUUCCUACCCAUGAAGCCUUCCUCAGCCGCUUCAUCACGAGGUGCUUCAAGAGCUAACGCAAGCAGCAAACACAAGCCUCGAACCCAGAAUCCGAGCACAUGUACCACAGCCCUCAAACCGCUUGUCCUCGUCGACCGUCUCGCCCAACCUGACUCUCAAUCUAGUCUGGGUACGCAAAAGCCCCGGCGCUCUGUCCUCCGCGUCAUCAGCAUGAACACGGCCCAUGCCAAGCAAUCCAUCAAGAAAUCGAUGACCACUGAAGCUAAGGCUGCUGAAGCUACGGACGCCGAAUACGUGUUCGUGGACAGUCCCCGUCCGCGGAAAGCAAGCUCGCUGGUCGUCUCGCCGCAAGAUUCUCCGUGCCCUGCGCCCUCAGCUAAAGCCAAAUCCAUCCCGCCUGCCCGCCCACUGCUCAAGUCUGCGUUCCAGCAAGAGAACGUGUCGCCAGGCAAGCCCGGCUCUCUUGUUCGGCCGCACCGGCACUACUCUUGCUCGACUCCGAAUCUCGCUUCCUCGAAGAACGCUCCGGGCGUGAAACCCAAAUUGAAGCUGCAGCCGCAUCCGCUGGCUAAAAGCCGGCUGCGGAGUGAGAGCUCCAGCGUCACCCGCCGGCCACCCGUCAACAUCGCCCCGAAGAAGAAGAAAGAGGUAGUGAUCCAAACACAAGCGCCGACUACGACUGUGGAUCGUGGCGUGCAAACCGAAGCGCCGGAGAGCAGCAGUAGCGUCGGGUGCCAGACAACAGACCAGAGUGUCCAGUGGCAGCCGGGCGUCCUGUUCUCGAUCUCGCAGGACGAAGUCGUAGCGGCCAAGUCCUCCAAGUCUGCCAUCGACCUCAAGAAACUGAUCAUCAACAUGGGCGUGCUGGAUCACAUCGAGGGCGCGAGCGACGACAAGGACCGGCUGCUGGAUCUCUCUAUGCACGUCAGCGACGAGCUCGGCCAGAUUCUCGCUCAGCGGACGGCCUCGGACACUGGGAAUGGCGUCGUCGAACGUGUGCCGCUGGGUGCGCGAGAUCGGAAUGUUGGCAAACCAUCGCAGGAAGUGAAGCGCAUGAAGAUCGUCGUACCACCGGUCGAUUCGAGCAUUGAGCCGUCGAGGGAUCCAAAGAUCCGCUCGGAGCUGUUAGACUUGAGAGCGCAGGCCAGGGUGUCGUGGGUCAUGUCGUAGGCGAUGGUCCUGCGUGGUUUUCAUCGCAUCUUUUUUGUCCUCUGAUGUAUGUCAUCGAACUCGAAUGAGUGGCGUACAUGCAUGGUUAAUUACUUGAUCUUAUGGUGACGAAGUUAAAGCGAAGAUUAGUCGCGGGCACCGUAGAAUUAUAUUUACUUGAAAAACGGACAGAU